AUGGACCCCACGGACGCCCGGCACUAUGCCGUCGAGCAACAGGUACAGACUCCCCGGAAAUGGGGCAUGGCCCGACAUACAAUGGGAAUCAUACUGUUGAUGUGUGUGGUAUUUCUCUGGACAGCAUCGAACUUCCUGGCUAGUAAUAUCCUCGCAGACGACAGCUACUCGCACCCGUUUUUCAUCACAUACAUCAACACGUCCUUCUUCGUGGUAUUCCUGAUAAUUGUGAUUGUACGACGAGUUUUCCGCAUGUGGCGCAGAGGCAAAUUGUCACAAGUAAAGUCGUUCAAAUCUUUCUUCACAUAUCUCGAUCUACAUGGGAUGAAAGAGCCGCCUUCUUAUGCGCGAGAGACGGGACCAACGCUAGACGAAGACGAGAAUGACGAAUUUAGCGAAGCGGACAAUCAACGAGAGCGGUUGUUGAGUAGUUACGCACAUGAUCCCGAGCUGGCGCCGCCAUCACCUACUUUUUUGAAUAAUGAAGCAACAGAAAGAUCAUCAGCUGGGAAAUUAGGGCUAGGCCAGACUGCGCGCUUGGCCGCGCAGUUCUGUAUGCUCUGGUUUCUGGCAAACUACUUCGCCAUUGCGUGUCUGCAAUUCACGACCGUGGGCAGCACGACGAUAUUAACCUCGACAAGUGGGGUGUGGACAUUGAUUUUCGGCGCUCUGAUCCGUGUCGAGAGAUUCACCCUCCGCAAGGCAUUGGGCGUUUUGGCGUCGUUGAUUGGAGUCAUUCUCAUUUCGCGCGUGGAUUUAUCGUCUUCGUCAUCGACUACUCCAGAUGAUGUCCCACCGUCUGAUGGCGGUGAUGACCCUUACUCAAGCAAAACGCCUGCUGAAAUUGCUCUCGGCGAUGCAAUGGCCGCUCUAAGCGCGAUUGUGUACGGCAUCUACACGAUCGUUAUGAAAAAGCAAGUCGGCGACGAAUCACGCGUCAACAUGCAACUCUUUUUCGGGUUGGUGGGAUUGUUUAAUGUGUUUUUGCUCUGGCCUGGAUUUGUUCUGCUGCACGUUCUGGAUAUUGAGAGAUUCUCAUUCCCGAGCGAGAAUCGGAUUUGGGUUAUUAUCCUCAUCAACUCGAUUUCUUCUCUCAUUUCAGAUAUAUGCUGGGCUUACGCAAUGCUUCUCACAACCCCGCUCGUCGUAACAGUUGGUCUCAGUCUGACCAUCCCGCUAUCCCUUGUCGGCCAAAUCAUCCUGCAGGGCCAAUAUGCUGGCGUGUUGUAUUGGAUUGGCGCGACGAUUGUGUUUGCGUCGUUUCUGAUUGUGAAUCAGGAGAGUAAAGAGGAUGAAGAAUUGGAACAGGAGCAGCUGCAGCGGGAAGAUCUGAGGGGUUCUGCGCUGCUGUCGAGGGGUGAGAAUGAAGAUUAA
Messenger RNA from Talaromyces amestolkiae, 1374 nucleotides. RefSeq lists its product as uncharacterized. The transcript is spliced from 3 exons. Gene Ontology annotation, cellular component: membrane. NCBI's taxonomy places the organism in Eukaryota, Fungi, Ascomycota, Eurotiomycetes, Eurotiales, Trichocomaceae. The record is from RefSeq and is a predicted model, not a curated record. Bases 1 to 1374 code for a protein of 457 amino acids. Gene Ontology annotation, biological process: regulation of peptide transport.